Molecule: messenger RNA, 874 nt
Organism: Prorocentrum cordatum
Lineage: Eukaryota; Dinophyceae; Prorocentrales; Prorocentraceae
Source: the annotation of a GenBank genome assembly
GCUCGAGCUCUCCGCGCAGCUCCUCGAGGGCGCGCGGCCGCGGGGGCUCGGCCUCGAGCCCUCUUCGGCGGCCGCGCGCCCCGCGGAGGCCUGCGAGGGUCCGCCUCUCCGAGUUUACCCUGUCUUGAACGAGCGCUCUGAUGCACAUCGGUCGCGGCGCCAAGCAGCAAGGCCCCUGCCAGGCCAACGGAACGAUGCUGGUCGUCAAGAACUGCUUCUUGGAGGUGGUGGAUAUCGACCGCGGAGUCAGCCGCAGCAAGAGCGACAGCCACCUUCCAGUCCGUGCGCGCGCGGAUGCGGCACGGGAGGCGCGCAACGACGGCUCCGCAGGAGCGUGCGCGAAAGCGGAUGAUGGCCGCGUUGGGAGCGCCACCGGCCAUCCAUCUCGGCGCCCGCCUCGGGCGGCCACCGCCCCCGGGCGGAGAGCGGCGGCCGCGACCAGCCAAGGCGCGAGGCUGGCGGCGCUCCCGGCGAGCGGCGCGGAGGCCCCGGCCUGCCGGUGCCCGGCGGCACCCGCUCCGAAGGCGUCGGCCCGCGGCGUGGGCCACAGGAGCGCGGGGCCUCGGAGCGGCCGGGGGGCGUCGAGCGGCAGGUGAGCGUGGCGGUGCAGCACGCCACCGGCACUUGCAGACCGUGCGGUGUCUGCCCGGCAGGGCUGCCGCAGGCGACCCGGCGCAGGUCGCUGGAGGAGUAAACAAACAAAAAACGCCGACGUACCGCUGCUUUUGCCUUCGUCUCGUCUGUUCGGGCUUCUCGGGAGGACUUCCUCGCCACGGCUGGCUACGCCUCGUGCUCCUGGUCAGAACGCGCCCUGGGGCAGGACGGGGGAGUAGCGGUGUCGGCAUUUUCAGCUGGGAUCGCCGCGGGGUUUGGG